CUGGCAGUGGUUACGGAGUUACUGGGAGAUGGAUUGUGACCUCACAUCCCUCAGUCUAUAAACUCAGAUGCUGUCAGAGCCUGGGCCAGCCUGUGGGAACAAGCAGACAUGGCCACAGGGAAGGAGUGGAGCUGCCCCAUCUGCUGUGAUGCUCCAGAUGAUCUUGCUCACGCGAUGCCCUGUGGCCACCGUUUCUGCCUGGGCUGCAUCCUGCGCUGGGCAGAAAGAAAUCCUGCCUGCCCACUCUGCAGAAGAUCCAUCUUGACUGUCAAGUUUUCUGACCAUGGCGGAGACAACUACCUACACUGUGUCAUCACGCCUCCAAGAGGGUCACCAGCAACCAACAGCCAGGCAGGAGAAGCUCCUGGAGGCCUGGCUGAAAACAACCCCCAUGGCUCUCCAGCAUCCCCUGCCUCUUCUCCACAUGGUAUAACAGCCCCCACUGAGCAGGAGGCUGCAGGGCCAGAAGCCGUGGGUGGCAUCCUGCCUGAGCUCUGGGCAGAACUUUUCCGAAGGCGACGGAACCUCCUGGACCCUGUGCGGCCCUGGCUGUGCCAGGGGCUGGAGAUGAUAUAUGGGGGCGAGUGGUGGCAGGUAAAGAGUGCAGAGAGUGGCAUCCUGCUCGCCCUCUGUGUCUAUGGUCCAGACAGGGAGGUUUUGAUCCAAAGACUGGAGCCUCGCCUCCAGCAAUACACUGCACCACUGGUCCAUGGCAUCCUCAAUAUCAUUGCGACCCAGUGCAGUGAGGAGGUCCGGAGGCUACGGCACUCCCGCUCUGCCAGGGAGGAGGAUGAGAUCCCUGUGGCCAUCUCUGGCCCCACGGCUUCCCAGGGGGCUAAUCCCACCCUCAACCAGGCCCCCACCAGUGGCAUCACAGAUUCCGGUAUGGAGGAGGAAGCCGGCACACUGGAAGCUGCCACUGAGGGGCAACCCAGCUGCCCCCCAUCUGAGUCCAUUCCUGCACAGCAGCCGCAGCCCCAGGAGGAGCAGGGGGAGAUGACAGCAGCCACAGGUCCCUCUGCCCAGGAGAGCAGCCAGAGCCCCUCUACUUCUGGCCAGGGCAGGGACCACUUACCCACAACGUCCCGGCAUCUCCGAAAGAGGAGGAGCCCUGGGUCCCCAGAUAGCACCCACUGCGGCAAGAGACCUCACCACAAUCAGCAGUAACAGGGCUGCAGCAAGUCUUCAUGCAAGGAAAAGAAAAUAAAUUUCUAUUUUCUUGA
Messenger RNA from Corapipo altera (White-ruffed manakin), 1223 nucleotides. RefSeq lists its product as uncharacterized. The coding region runs from base 109 to 1167 and encodes 352 amino acids. Gene Ontology annotation, molecular function: metal ion binding. The transcript has a single exon. NCBI's taxonomy places the organism in Eukaryota, Metazoa, Chordata, Aves, Passeriformes, Pipridae. The record is from RefSeq and is a predicted model, not a curated record.